AUGGCGUCGACUGCUUCGGCUCCCACGUCAAGCCUACGCAUAGCACAGGUUAACUCGUUGAUCUCGCUUCUCAAUCUCAAUACCUCGUCGUUCAACCAUGCCUCUUCUUCGUCCUCGGCACGAGGAUCCAACUACAACUCCAGGCCCGGAUCGGCAGCUGGUCAGAACGAUGUCGCAUCAGGCGGUGGAGGUGCAGACGCAGCCAUCCCAUCCGAACCACCAGUAUGGAAGGUUCUGAUCAUGGACAAGGUGUCCAAAGACAUCCUAGCCACAUCCUUGCGAGUCCAGGAUCUGCGAGAGAACGGCGUUACGUUGCACAUGCAGCUUCACUCGGAUCGGCCCCCAUUGCCAGACGUACCUGCGGUCUACUUUGUUUCGCCCACAUCUCAAAACGUACAACGCAUCGCGCAGGAUAUGAAGAGGAUGUUGUACGAAGCCUUCUACGUCAACUUCACCAGCACGGUACCUAAGACUGUCAUGGAAGAGUUUGCCAAUCUUGUCGCUGCAGAUGGCACAGGUCAGCUUGUGCAGCAGGUGUAUGACCAGUACCUCAACUUUAUCGUGUUGGAGCCCAACCUGUUCGAGCUGCUUCCGGAUGCUGCAUCGGCUUCUGCUGGCUUGGCCAGUGUCACCAACGGUGCAACGACGGCUGCUACGAGCAGCAGCGUAACCACGUACGAACGGCUGAACGACCCAAAGUCGGGUCAGAAGGAGGUCGAAGAUGCUACCGAUCGAAUCGCCGCAGGGCUUUUUUCGACGCUUGCUACCAUGGGAGCGCUUCCGAUCAUCCGAUCGCCUCGAGGCAACGCUGCUGAGCUUGUAGCCAGGAAGCUCGAGUCAAAGAUCCGCGAUCACAUCACCAGCUCUCGUGGCGGCUCAAACCUCUUCUCAGAAGCAGCGGGGAGUGGCGCUUCGUCAAGCUGGAGCUCGUCGCGCCCGCUGCUUGUUGUGCUGGAUCGCAAUGUGGACUUGGUACCAAUGCUUGCGCACAGUUGGACGUACCAAGCUCUCGUGCAGGAUGUACUGGACCUACAACUGAAUCGCGUCACUGUAGUCUCGACCGAAGGCGGCGUGACGAGCAAGAAAACCUACGAUCUCGACUCAAAGGACUUUUUCUGGUCGAAAAAUUCCGCCACGCCUUUCCCGCAGGUGGCUGAGGACAUUGACACAGAGCUCAACAGAUACAAAUCCGAUGCAGCCGAGAUCACGCGUUCCACCGGUAUUAGCAGCAUGGACCAAGUCGGACAGCUCGACACCACGUCGAACGCGGCUCAUCUCAAAGCAGCAAUCACGGCGCUUCCCGAGCUGACGCAGCGAAAAACGACGAUUGAUGCACACAUGAAUAUCGCUACUUCGCUACUCCAAGGCAUCAAGUCUCGAGGACUCGACACUUUGUUCCAGCUGGAAGAGGCGAUUGCACGACAGAAGAAAGAGACCAUCCUCGAAACCGUCAAGGACAGCUCGUUGCAGGAUGUGAACGACAAGCUUCGACUAUUUAUCAUCUACUACCUCUCGGCGCCGGACUCGAGCUUGUCUAAGGCGGACGUGGCAGAGUUCGAACGAGUGUUGCAGGAGCAAGGAGCAGAUCUGGCAGCUUUGAACUACGUGAAAAAGGUACGCGAAUUGACAAGGAUGACCAUGAUUGCUUCGGCACCUUGGCAGCCGGCGGUAGCCGAGGGCGCGGGUUUUCGUGGAUUCAGCUCGCUCUCGUCGCGGCUGACGGAUAGACUGAAAGAUUCGGGCCUGGAAAACCUGGUUCAGGGCGUUAAGAAUUUCUUGCCUGCGCAGAAAGAUCUGACGGUGACCAGGUUGGUGGCAUCGCUGAUCGAUCCGGGUUCGGCGAAUCCGCAGGCGUUGCAGGAGACGGACGAGUAUCUGUUCUUCGAUCCGAAAGCGGCGCGUUCGCGAGCGGCGGCGGCGGCGUCUUCGGGAGGCGUCAAAGCCAGGCAGACUUUCCAAGAGGCCAUCGUCUUUGUGGUCGGUGGAGGCGGGUAUGUUGAGUUUGCGAACUUGCAAGAGUAUGCCAUCAGGACAGCCAUCGCCAGUGGCGCUACAACCCAGACGGCUGCAACAGCGACAGGCGCCGCUCCAGGCGCACCGCCAUCCAUCUCAGCCACCGCUUUCGGUGCUAAGAAAAUCACUUAUGGCGCCACCGAGAUCUUGAAGCCGAUCGAGUUCCUCAGCGCUCUAGCGCAUUUGGCCGGCGGACAAGUGGCCAAAAGUGCAUCCACGCGUGCUGCACCUGCCGCUGCGGCUGCUAAAUAG
This is a messenger RNA of Mycosarcoma maydis (corn smut), 2265 nucleotides long. Its product is annotated as syntaxin-binding protein. The transcript has a single exon. Gene Ontology annotation, biological process: intracellular protein transport; endoplasmic reticulum to Golgi vesicle-mediated transport. Gene Ontology annotation, cellular component: cytosol; Golgi membrane. Gene Ontology annotation, molecular function: syntaxin binding. The coding region runs from base 1 to 2265 and encodes 754 amino acids. Lineage: Eukaryota; Fungi; Basidiomycota; Ustilaginomycetes; Ustilaginales. The record is from RefSeq and is a predicted model, not a curated record.